UGCCAGGUGAUAAGAUAAACACGUGUUAACGAAGGCAAGAGGCAGUAGCAGUAAUAGUGUGCUCGUGCCCUCAAUUGUCCACCAAUUGGAGCGAGGCGGUAGUGAUCUUCCACUUGCUGGUCUUCAAUGAAGUAGAGGCGGUAGUGAUCUUCCACUUGCUGGUCUUCAAUGAAGUAAAGGCGGUAGUGAUCUUCCACUUGCUGGUCUUCAAUGAAGUAGAGGCGGUAGUGAUCCUUCACCAGCUGGUCGUCGCCCCUGCAGGAUAGCAGGCGCUGAUCUUGCAGGUCGUCAGUCUUGCAGGAGACGAGUCAGCGAUCUUGCACUAGUUGGUUAUCACUCGUAGAGCAGACGAGGCGGUGACCCUGCAGCAGCAGCAGGUCGUCAUGGACCCUCUAUGUCGACAGAGCAGCGAGUACCUUCUCAUAAACAAUCGAGAGUUCCUCUCCAAGGUCAGAGAUGAUGAGGUUCCAAAAAUGCUCUUCCUCUCCGUCAACCCAAACAAGGUGGAGGAGGAAGCAGAGGGCGCCGUGGGGUCCAACUCCAUCUUCACCGACGGCGACACGCUGGGAGUCGGCUCCACCCACACCACGGGGGACUUCAAGUCCGAAGGCGGGUCGGAUUCCAUCGCCAGGUUGCUUCAGAAAUUUGAGAAAGCCCUGGAAGAAAGGUCCAUCAGUCCGGUGCGCCGUGAGCUGCAGCUGCGGCUACUGAAGCUGUCGAGCGUGGAGCUCUGCAGCACCAACAGCCUUUCUACGCUGGAAAGCAAUUUCUCCGAUGAGAGCGACCAGCUGAGCAACGAUGAAGAGGACAUUUUGGAGUUCACAGAAAUCUUCGAGAUGUUCAACUACUCAGCGCCAGAGUCCAUCAAAAGCAACUUCGGCAACAUCAUCGCCUCCAAGAAAAUCCCCGUCAGGGCAGAUUUUGGAAGCGUCAGCAAAAAGACGUUCUUCGUUUACGCUGAAAACAAAAUCAUGAUGAAAGUUUGCAACUGUCUCACUCCAGACGAUGUCUUCCAAAUGUACGAAGUGCUGAGGGUGUCGAAGGCUGUCGAGCGGGAUGACAUACAGGACCUCCUGUCGCAGCCUGUCGAUCUUAAGGCCCUGAAGAGCGUGGCGGGGCUGAAGGACGUAGCCUUCUAUUAUCUCAUACUGAACCUCAUGAGGAAGCAGAUGCUCAACAGGCUCUACACGCACAAACUCUCCUUCAUCUUCCAUCAGAUACAACAGAUGAAUGAGAGGACGAACACCCCCAAUCCUGACAUAGACCGCGUCCUCUCUAACCUCCAACGAUAUCCGGUAGCGUCUCGCCCUCCGGGUCUCUGUCUCAUAUUUAUCAUGCUAGAAAACCGCGUAGGGGCGCCAAAGGACCUCGCGAAGGUCAGGGAACUGUUUGAAAAGGACUUCAUGUACGACGUGUUCGUGAAGAAGGACCCGACGGCCGAGGACGUCAAGAUUAUUGUCAGUAAACUGAAGGCAGCCAGGAACAAGUUUUAUGACAGCCUGAUGGUGUGGUUCAUGGGCCACGGGGACAAGACUUACCUCAACGUGAAGGACGGUCAGAUCCACCGCCGCCUUGACCUCAUCGAACCCUUCACCGAGAUCGAGUGGUUCGUCAAGAAGCCCAAACUCUUCUUCAUCCAAGCCUGCGCUGUCAAGAGAGACCGGAAGAGGUUCUCAGUGUCAUCUGUUGGAGAUCCCAAGGCGUUGUCGACGCAGACGGACUCCGUCGGGUGGCGGGCGUCGGCGGGCGCACAGUGGCAGGAGAAGUACGCUGAGUACACCGACGUCUCCAAGGUCAACUCCUUCGCCGACACCCUCAUCUCCUACGCCACCAUGUGGUACCAGUACGCCUCCAGGAGCGACGAAGGGUCGCUGUACGUGGACACACUGGUGGACCAACUCAGGGAACACGGAACCAGAGAGAGCAUAGAAAACGUCUUACGCCGCGUCCACUACAACGUAAACACUGUGGGACUUAUGCAUAACGAACAAGGCCAAGACGUGUACUGGAAACAGGCACCUUACUUCGAGUCCUCCCUGCAGAAGGAGUUCAUCUUCCCCAACACCCAGAAGAUCUAGCUUCAAGGCUCGAUGGUUUCCACUUCCAGUUGUCGACGUCUUAUCAUGCAAGGCUGGGGAAGGCCAAGACGUGUACUGGAAACAGGCACCUUACUUCGAGUCCUCCCUGCAGAAGGAGUUCAUCUUCCCCAACACCCAAAAGAUCUAGCCUCAAGGCUCGAUGGUUUCCACUUCCAGUUGUCGACGUCUUAUCAUGCAAGGCUGGGGAUUGUGUAGGUUCGCGUUACACUCUUUCAGGUUACUGUAUUCUACCGGUUCUAUGUAUUCUGGUGUAAGGCAGACUUUAGAUUAAGAACAUGUUGAUGAAUUAUACUUAUCCAAGAAUAUAUUGUUUAGAGUAGUAGGCAAAAAUUAUGCUCAUUGUGGAAGCCUUUAUUAAAAACUUUGUUAUAAAAAAAUCAUAAAACUGCUUUGGCAUAUAUACGAACCUCAUACAACCCUUAAUUUAGGAAGAGUAUAUUAUUAUAAUUAUUAUAAUAACAUACUAAAUUAAAGGUUGUAUCUUUAUAUAGCAUUGUAAUAUAUAUAUAUAUGGAUGUGCAAUAAUCAAUCAUAGAGAUGUUAUCAGCUGACUCUACUGACGAAAUAAUGAGCACUACCAAGAGACAAAAACAAAAACAAAGCCGGACACACACACACACACACACACACACACACACACACACACACACACACACACACACACACACACACACACACACACACACACACACACACACACACAAACAAGAUUUCCAAUUGAGUAGUUGCUUAGAGCAUUUCAAAAGCACACUACAAGUGGCGCUGACAGACAGCCAGCCGAUUAGUGAUAAGAGAUUAGAUUAGCCUUCGAGGGCAGCGGUAAUAUGAUCAUUUAAUAGAACAAAAAAAAAUUGGGGAAAAAAAGAGCAGAGGUCUUUUUUUUUUUUUUUGUUCUAGAGGGAUCAGAGGCAAGAAGGAUUAUAUGUUGAUAGAGGACUUGGAGGAACGUCAAGAGUGUUCAUGUUUUGCUGUAGAUAAGUGGGUCAGGGUGGGUAAGAUACAAGUGAGUCAGGGUGGGUAAGACACAAGUGGGUCAGGGUGGGUAAGACACAAGUGGGUCAGGGGUGGGUAAGACACAAGUGGGUCAGGGUAGGUAAGACACAAGUGGGUCAGGGGUGGGUAAGACACAAGUGGGUCAGGGGUGGGUAAGACACAAGUGAGUCAGGGGUGGGUAAGACACAAGUGGGUCAGGGGUGGGUAAGACACAAGUGGGUCAGGGGUGGGUAAGACACAAGUGGGCCAGGGUAGGUAAGAUACAAGUGGGUCAGGGUAGGUAAGACACAAGUGGGUCAGGGGUGGGUAAGACACAAGUGAGUCAGGGGUGGGUAAGACACAAGUGGGUCAGGGUAGGUAAGACACAAGUGGGUCAGGGGUGGGUAAGACACAAGUGAGUCAGGGGUGGGUAAGACACAAGUGGGUCAGGGUGGGUAAGACACAAGUGGGUCAGGGUGGGUAAGACACAAGUGAGUCAGGGUGGGUAAGACACAAGUGGGUCAGGGUAGGUAAGACACAAGUGGGUCAGGGGUGGGUAAGACACAAGUGGGUCAGGGUAGGUAAGACACAAGUGGAUCAGGGUAGGUAAGACACAAGUGGAUCAGGGUGGGUUCCUCUUGAGGCACCUGGGUUCCUGGGUGAGGCACAAAAAGCAUUAUCUAUAUCACAUAGCCAUUUCUUAAGCCAUGUGACUGAUAUGAUAUACCUCUAGUGAUAAGAGUUACCAGCGGCUUCUUAAAGAUUAUUCAGACGGCCUGAUUUUCUUUAAACAAAAUAUACUUGGAAAUUAACUUUGUUUCCAUUAUGUAGUAUUAAGUUGUGUGUGUGUGUGUGUGUGUGUGUGUGUGUGUGUGUGUGUGUGUGUGUGUGUGUGUGUGUGUGUGUGUGUGUGUGUGUGUGUGUGUAUGUGUGUUUGUUUACAUAUAAAUGUGAUUUUAUUACCUAUAUCUUUAAAUAUAUGUUCCUUAAACAUAUUUGUAUAAUUACAAAAUGAAAUACUCUACCAAAUUGGACAAGUAAUUGUAUAUUUUGCAUAUUAUUAUACACUAUGUAUUGUAUAUCACUAUACCACAUGUUGUUUGUAAUGUAUUUUAUAUUAUUCUUUACUUAAGAAUAUUAUAUUCUUUGCAUAUAAAUAAUGCAUAUAUUAUAUUCUUAUAUUAUAUUCUGUUAUUGUCAAUGGUCCAGCAAAUCAACUCCAGUGAUUUCACUUAGGGAAAAAUAAUCACUGCAAGUAAACAUAUUCUCAUUAGCUAUGUCAACUGUAUUAAUAACAGUGGUACUUGUUAAUCAAGAGAAAACAAUGAAAUCUAUUAUUUAAAUU
Procambarus clarkii (red swamp crayfish) is the source of this 4416-nucleotide messenger RNA. Its product is annotated as cell death protein 3. The record is from RefSeq and is a predicted model, not a curated record. Gene Ontology annotation, biological process: proteolysis. Lineage: Eukaryota; Metazoa; Arthropoda; Malacostraca; Decapoda; Cambaridae. Gene Ontology annotation, molecular function: cysteine-type endopeptidase activity.